Messenger RNA from Esox lucius (northern pike), 2311 nucleotides. It is a transcript of the gene blnk, whose product is annotated as B cell linker. Bases 365 to 1762 code for a protein of 465 amino acids. NCBI's taxonomy places the organism in Eukaryota, Metazoa, Chordata, Actinopteri, Esociformes, Esocidae. Gene Ontology annotation, molecular function: protein binding. The transcript is spliced from 22 exons. Gene Ontology annotation, biological process: intracellular signal transduction; cell surface receptor protein tyrosine kinase signaling pathway. The record is from RefSeq and is a predicted model, not a curated record.
GGUUAGGAUAAAAAAUGUGUGUGGAUAGAGAAUUGUAUUUACUUUAAAUUGGAUGUGAAAAAUAUAGACCCCAUGGACUGGUUUACAUACAGUUUGUGACAUCUGGAACAUAUCUAUCUAUCUAUGCUUUCUUAAUAUAGACUAGCCACACAUGCAUUCAAACUCUAGGAGUGGAAAGAAGAAGUUCUUGCAGGGGUGUUAUUAUUUUUCCUUCUGCCAUGACAAAUGAAUGUUGCAUGAGUUUUUCAGUACCGUAAUUUAGGCACAGAGCCAGUGUCAGUGAGGUCAUUCACAACGGAAACGUCAAGCUGGUUAGUAGCUAGACAGAGCAAGUGGUCUCUCGGGUCAAUUUCCAAAUUAAGACAUGGAGACAUUUUACAAGUUCACAGCUUCUGCAAGUGGACAACUUCGGCAGCUUCAGAAGAUGGUCCAGGAUAUCAAGAAAAAUGAUGGCAGUAUCCUAAACAGACUGAGAAGAUUUAAAACCAAAUCAGCUCCAAAACUACCUGCAAGAGACUAUCAAGGUGAUGAAUUGGACGCCGAACAGUGGUCUGACAAUGAGUUUGAGAGUGACACUUAUGAGGACCCCCAAGAGGAUCAAGAUGACAGUUAUGAGCCCCCUCCCACUCAGAAAGUCUUUACCCCUUCCUCAUCAACCUCUUUCCCCAGAGGGGACUAUGUUGACAGCUGCCGUGGCAGGCUGGACCCCCCACACAGGAAUCCCAUCCGCCCCCCAAAAAGCACCAAAACAUCCCCAUCACUGCCCCCAAAACCCAACCAGAAAGACAAUGCUGAUGAAGACUACGUUGACCCAGAAUGUGACAAUGAUGACAACUACAUAGACCCCACAGAGAAACCUAACAACCAGUCACAUGGAAGAGGAAAACCAAUUCAGAGCAGUCCUUCAAUGCCCAAGGCAGUGCCACAGCGCUCAAAUAGUCCAGAUGUGUAUGAAGUUCCUGACAUGGAGGAACACUGUCCCGUGCCAGUGAGUCGACCUGCCACUCUCAAAGUCCCUUCACAGAGUGUGCCCCCUAGAGCCAGCCCAAGAAUGCACAUAAAGAAAUGUCCCCCAAUCCCAGUCCAGGGGCACAGAGAUGAGGAAUAUGAAGUCUGCAAUUCAGAUGAAAGUAGCAGUACAAAGUCUGAGGAGAAGCCUAUGCCUGUUGUUCCCAGAGCAUUGCCCAGAGAGACGAAGCCAUCUUUUCUGGAGAGGCCAGAUAUUGUAACCAGGGUAAAUGAAGGGCCAGCACUGGCCACAAGACAGAAUACCCAGAAACCAACGGCCACACCCCAGCCCUCUGAAUUCAGAUGUGCCAAGAAGUUUUUGCCACAGAAGUUUACCUCUCAGAAACCUGAGAGAGGUGCACCAACAGCUGAAAACCAAUUUAUGGACGCUGAAGAGGCCGCAGAUGUCUUGAAGAAGCCCUGGUAUGCCAGCACCUGUGACCGGAAGACAGCUGAGGAGGCUCUGAUUCGCUCAAACAAGGAUGGGUCAUUCCUAAUAAGGAAGAGCUCCGGUCAGGACACACAGCAGCCGUUCACUUUGGUGGUGUUAUACAACAGUCGAGUGUACAACAUUCCGGUGCGCUACAUCCAAGGACGGAAGCAGUACGCUCUUGGAAGGGAGAAGAAAGGCGAGGAGCGAUUCGCCAGUGUUUCACACAUGAUUGAGAACCAUCAGAGGAACCCUUUGGUAUUGAUUGACAGCCAAAAUAACACCAAGGACUCCACUAAGUUAUGCUUUGCUGUGAAGCCAUAGGUUUCACCAGACAAUUACUUUACCCAUGGGCCAUUGGGAUUUAAGGUUGGGACUCGGAACCACAACCCAAAGCUUGGUCUAGUGUACGAAGAGCGAAGUUCAAGUGAAUGGGCAUUGACGGUGUUCUCACAUGGAUCUCACAGAACACCUGCUGGAUUACUCUCGUCACAUUACCCAGCCAGAGCUAUGCAAGCAAGAUCAGAACAAAACUGACUUAACUGCUGUCGCACUUUUCAGUCAAAUAUUUUGUGUAUGCAUCGUCAAACUUGUGCUGAAAAUGUUUUCUAACAAGUUGGGUGCUUUGGAUAUCAUGUAUUCUGCCAAAAAAAAUAUUUUAGAAGUAUUAUUAGAAUAUAUUAUAAUAAUGACAUAUAUAAAGCAGGAAUGCUAUUUGUGGGUUGAACAAAAAUGUGCAAGCAUGGUGUUUUUUUACUUUUUUUGUUGUGUUUAAUAAACUCAAUGUUUCUCAUCACUCCAAAACUUUCUCAAUUGUGUUACUUCAAUUACAGUACAUAUGUCUGAAGAUAUUAAUAAAUGACACAGAGUGCA